Molecule: messenger RNA, 2748 nt
Organism: Aspergillus chevalieri
Lineage: Eukaryota; Fungi; Ascomycota; Eurotiomycetes; Eurotiales; Aspergillaceae
Exons: 3
Coding region: 1-2748 (915 amino acids)
Biological process (GO): proteolysis
Cellular component (GO): membrane; cytosol; cell wall
Molecular function (GO): tripeptidyl-peptidase activity; serine-type endopeptidase activity
Source: RefSeq, a predicted model, not a curated record
AUGGCUUGGGUUUUGGAACUAGCGCGGGGAAUACUCCUCAUGCAAUUGCUCCUGUUGAGCAGUUUGAUUAUCGCUAAAGCUGCUGAUCUAGAAACGGGUGUUAUCCCUGGUGCAUAUAUCGUGGAAUUCGCUGAUCAUUUAGACAAUCAUGAAAAUGCCUUCUUUUCAGAACUCUCAACGGCAAAGAUCUCCGCAAGACUUCGACUCAGCCUCUCCUCUUCCGUAUUCAAAGGCGCAUCAUUCCAUCUAGACGACACGCACGACGAACACGAUGAACGAAGAAAGAUUGAGCAAAUCGCCUCAUCGAAGUCCGUCAAAAAGGUCUUCCCAAUGCGCAAAUACUCGCUUCCAUACGAGAAAGUUAGCAUAGCCGAUAAGUACCAGGUUCAUUCUUCGCCCAAGCGGAAGAUCGAACAACGUGCCACCGACGACAACGUCUAUUCGCUGCACGCAAUGACCGGAGUUGACAAGCUGCGCGAGGAAGGAUUUACAGGUUCUGGCGUCCGUGUCGCCAUUAUCGACACCGGAAUUGACUACUACCAUCCUGACCUUGGUGGGUGUUUCGGCCCUGGAUGCAAAGUCGGUUUCGGGUAUGACCUUGUCGGCGAUGCGUAUACUGGUGAAAAUGAACCAGUCCCAGAUCCUGAUCCGUAUGAUAACUGUGGGGGGCAUGGGACUCAUGUCGCUGGUAUCAUUGCUGCAUCGUCCAACGCACAAGACUACUUCACUGGUGUUGCUCCGAAUGUAACAUUGGGCGCGUACCGUGUGAUGGGAUGUAAUGGAGCUGUCACGAAUGAUGUGCUCAUCAAGGCAUUUUCCAUGGCGUAUGAGUCGGGUGCGGAUGUCAUUACAUCCUCGCUUGGAGGAAGCGGUGGUUGGAGUGAAGAACCCCUUGACGUCGUGGUCUCAAACAUAGUAAAAGCCGGCAUCCCAUGCACAGUCUCAGCCGGCAACAGCGGAACAAUGGGCCCCUUCCACUCCUCAACCCCAGCAGGCGGCAUCGGUGCAACAUCUGUCGGCUCUGUCGACAACAAAGCAUACCCCAUGCUCCUUGUCCCGGGGACAUACAUUGCCAACGGCAUAGAUUCUGAGUUUGGCUGGGCACCAGGAAUCCUCUCCAAUAUCUCUGAGGGCGUCUACCAGCUCUACGCCUUAACCUACAACACCUCCUCCACGAAUGACGCUUGCCACGAUCUCCCCGAAGAACCGGCAGAUCUAUCAGAAUACAUCAUCCUCAUUCGCAGAGGUGGGUGCUCGUUCAGCCAAAAGGCAGGCAACGCAGCAGCUCGCGGCGCGAAACACAUCUUCUUCUACAACACCCAGCCAGGAACGAACCAAGCAUACGUCUACGCCCCCGGCAUCGAAUCCGCAGGAAUGGUCUCGCAAACGCAAGGAUAUAAAUGGAUCUCUCUCCUCGAGGCAGGCCACAAAGUCCAUCUUCACAUCCGCUCGCCUGCCCACGCGGGUCUGGUUAUCAUGGAAGAACCAAACUACACUACAGGCGGGCACAUAAGUACAUUCUCCAGCUGGGGCCCCUCAUAUGAAGUCCAGACAAAACCCCAAAUCUCAGCCCCCGGCGGCGUCAUUGCUUCAACGUACCCCCUCGCCAUGGGUGGAUAUGCCGUCCUCUCGGGGACAUCCAUGUCCUGUCCCUACGCAGCCGGCGCUAUAGCCCUCCUCCUCGAAGCGCGGGGGAAACUCGACCCUGCGACCAUCAACAACUUACUUUCCACCACAGCAACACCACAGCCCUUCCACGACGGCAUAUCCGAAUACCCCUUCCUGGCACCAGUCCCACAACAAGGAGCUGGCCUAAUUAACAUCUACAACGCCGUUCACGCAACAACCCUCCUCUCCGUCCCCUCAAUUUCCUUCAACGACACAACCCAUCUUCUCAAAGACGGUGGCUUCACCCUAAAAAACACAGGCCCAGCAGCAGUAACAUACGAAAUUGCUCACACCCCCAGCGCAACAUUCUACACCUUCACAACCAAAGGUUCAAGAUCACACUUUACAGCGGGCCAUCCACCAGAACUAAUCCCUCGCGGUGCAGCCCUCUCAUUCAGCAUCACAGAAGUAACAAUCAAACCCGGCGAAGAAGCCUUCAUCCACGUCUCCCCAAUCCUCCCCUUCAAUAUGACCACACAACGUAUACCAGUGUACAGCGGAUACAUCACCAUCAACGCGACAAACAGCGAGGACGAUGAGUCUCUCUCUCUUCCCUAUCUAGGAGUUGACUCGGCGCUAAAAGAUGCACCAAUCCUCAACAAGCGACACGUCUUUUUGACAUCGACUUCCAGGCCUGGUGUGCCGUGGGCGGGCCAUUAUCAGUUUAAUAUUCCGCCGCCGAAUAGUAACCGCGCGAAGUAUCCGGGGCUUCUUGCGCCGGCUGUUUUUGCGGAGUUGAAGAUGGGGACGGCGUUGCUGAGGGUUGACGUGCAGCCUCUUGAUGCUUUUUUGUUGAAUCAGAGUCAUAUCCCCAGGAGCAGAGUUAAACGUGCGUUCAAGUACAAUACAGAAAAGGUACUUGGGCAGGAAAUUCUCGGUUCAAUUGACGGUUUUCCGGCACACUACGUGCCAGGGCAGAAUGUUGCGGGUGCAUGGCAUGGGAAGUUGAGUGAUGGCACUUAUGCACCGGCGGGGAAUUAUACAUUUGUGGUGAGUGCGUUGAAGAUCUUCGGAGAUCCGGAUAAAGAAGAGGAUUAUGAGAGGGUUAAGACGGAUGUCUUUGGGAUUUGGUAUGGGUAG